AUGUCGACACGAGACGUCUACGUGGGCGUAUGGACGAACUGGAGCUUGGGAAAGACAGAGGGCUGGACCCUUACCGUCCCAAGCUCCUAUGGUGUCGUAUUGAUUGCCAUAGUUGCCCUGCUCGUCCGCUGGGCUGGCAGCCGUUUCUGGGGCAUCGUAUGCUACACUCUGCAUCACAUCCGAACAAAACAAACUUCUAGCGAUGGCCUACAUCAUCAGCACCAAGCAUUGCUCCGAUCCAAGAUGCCAGAGACUGACUUCAUCUGGAGGAUAUACGAGACUGGCUGGAGCUGGCGAUCAACCGUCCCAAGCGCUUUCAGAAGGAGUCUCCCUCUCGCCACACUCGCGACGAUCAAUCUCGCAGUGUUUGUCGUUUGCGGUAUCUUCUCCGCAAAAGUGACUAUGGGCAAUACCGAAGGUCUACUACGUGGUACAUGCGGCUGGAUCGAACAGACAGCAGACAAAGACUUCCCUCUCUGGACCCGCGAGGACUGGGCCAAGGGCGACGCUCUCUUCGUAUCAGCCUACAAUGGAUACAAGACGAGUCUGAUAUAUGCUCAGAGCUGCUACGCUGGCGGCUUCUUGAACUCAUCUAAUUCCAUGUGCAAAGAGCCUGCCGUACCGUACAUUGCUUCAGAGAUUAUACGAGAAGCGCAGUGUCCCUUCGCAGCUGGUGUCUGCUCUACGCCCGCAUACACGAUUGACUCUGGACGCAUCCAUUCUCGAAAGCAUCUGGGCGUCAACACACCAGACUCAGACGCGCUUGAAGUGCGGAGGGUGACAUCUUGUGCGCCCAUAGACAUGCAGAGGUAUUCUACCGACUUCACUCAAGAUCUUGAGCCUGGUACGGAAAUGUUCUUUCCGGCGAUGCUGCCGAACGAUACCUUCAAGUACUGGAAUCUGGGGCCGAGUUUCCUCUUUGGCACACCUAUCAGCAACUUCACCUUUGUGAAGAGCAACUAUUCGACAUACGUGCAGGGACUGCCAUACACAUUCGAUGUCCGCACAGCCUUUGCGAAGAACUUUACACAGAGUGGCUUCCUGCCUGACCCAGCCUUGAAUCGGACUGAUGCAGACGUCUCAAUCAUGACGCUGAACAACCGCGUCGCGUAUACAGGCGAGGUCAGAGAUCCUUUCUUCCGAGCAGACCUGCCGAUUGGUGGCAAUCGACUGAACGAAUCCUGGAUAUCGACCGCAUCACUCACUGCUCUGGCAUGUACGGAGCAAUUCCAGUUUUGUAAUCCUGCCCUCACCGGGAACAACAGCUGCACCCGUCUCGGCAGUCUUUAUGACUUCGAUGAGGCUCUAGCUCCGGACUCCAUAAAGCUGAGUGGGAGACAGGCCGCGCUCUACAAAAUGAUGCGAAUAAUGCUGUACUACAUGCGCCUAAACAGCGUGCUGACCUUCCUCAAGAACGAGGUGCUUGUGUCGACGAAGCUGGUAUACGGCUCCUUUGGCAUAUCUACGCCCCUGCCAGAUGACCAGUGGCACCGAGAAGUCGAGAACUUUCACAAUCUUACUCUGGCUGGAUUGCAGUUGAACACGAUCGAUCAUGUUGGGAGUCCAAAUAUCCAGAUCAAAGACGGCCAGUGGUUGCACGACUACAUUCUCCCUGAAGAAGAGCCUGAGGGCAUAAAACUGUGCAAGAAUCAGCUCGUCCACAUCGCCGGAUACAACUCAUUCAGCAUGCUCGGAAUUAUCCUGGUCGUGGUGCUGAGCGCUCUGAUUAUCCUGACGGACGUGUACUUGCCAUGGCUGGUCAGCAAAGGCCAUCGAGGGCCAAGCGACGUGAUCGGCGGAUCCGACGAACACACCGCCUGCACCAAGUUGUCAUCAUGGGAGGAGGACGACAUCCUUCAAAUUCAACGUCAAGCCUUCGAAGGUCAAGGUAUCGGACCGUGGACCGACAAGAAUGGUAAUCGUGUUCCGGUGAUGGCGGCCUGGGAUGUGAAGUUCAGAAAGAGCAGAAAUCUGGCCGUCAAUAGUGCCGGCGGCUGGCACAGCCCAGCAAGGGAUGGGCAUGGUUCGGCACAAUCGUCUGAACGAUUCGAGCUCCUGAUGCCUGGGCACCAAUCAGCGAGGUCGAGGGAGAUGGAGAGUGUCAAGAACUCGCCUGUGAGCAGUGUCUCUCGGAUAUGA
Messenger RNA from Cyphellophora attinorum, 2139 nucleotides. RefSeq lists its product as uncharacterized. Bases 1 to 2139 code for a protein of 712 amino acids. The transcript has 5 exons. The record is from RefSeq and is a predicted model, not a curated record. NCBI's taxonomy places the organism in Eukaryota, Fungi, Ascomycota, Eurotiomycetes, Chaetothyriales, Cyphellophoraceae.